GUCUAUGGUACAUCACCUGAGUUGUGGGGUAAAUGUAGAGAGUGUCAAUCAAAGGCAGAGCUCUCAGAGCUGGGAAGGAGGCUCUAGAUGGCGGCUGUGCCUUAGAGAGCGCGCUCAGCUCAGCUCCCUGCCUUCUCCCCACUUUACGCAACUUUCUCUAACUUUCGGGCAGCCUCAGGGGGCCCCCGCAGCCCCCUUCCUCUCCUGGUGACCUGGUGGGGUAGAUUCGAGCCAUUUUUAGGGAGAAAAGCAGCUUUUAGGGGGUCUUUUUUCGUGCCUUGUUGGAAAGAAGAAGCCCGUACUGAGAGCCAGGUCGUUGUUUUUUCCAGCUUAGAAGCCAUGGCGCACCUCCAUUUUUGUGCGCUCUCCUAAUGAGCUUUUUCCCCCGGACCUUUUUGUAUUAAUUAUCGCUUAUUUUUUUUAAACAAUAAACCUUUUUGGAUAGUUUUUAUUUAUUUUUUGUUCUUAAGUGAACAUUUAACGUUUAUUUUUUAAUUAUUCGGGAAUCUAAUGUUUUUCUACUACUAGAUACUCUCCGUUUGGACCUGCUUCAUGGAUCAGUAAAUACCUGAGCACAAGACUUCAAAGCAAACACAGAUUCACCUCCCCCCUUUUAAUAUUUAAGAAUUAAAAGAUGAUGAGAAAUAAGGACAAAAGCCAAGAAGAGGACGGUUCAGUACACAGCAAUGCAUCGAGUCAUUCAGCAUCUGAAGAAGCAUCAGGCUCAGACUCAGCUAGCCAGUCUGAAAGUGAGCAGGGCAGUGAGCCAGGCAGUGGGCAUGGCAGCGAAUCAAACAGCAGUUCCGAAUCUUCAGAGAGUCAAACUGAAUCUGAAAGUGAAUCAGCAGGUUCCAAAUCCCAGCAAACCCCACCGGAAGCCAAAGAAAAGCCAGCCUCUAAGAAGGAACGUAUAGCUGAUGUUAAAAAGAUGUGGGAAGAGUAUCCUGAUGUGUAUGGAGUUAGGAGGUCAAAUCGAAGUCGACAAGAACCAUCUAGAUUUAAUAUUAAAGAAGAGGCAAGUAGUGGUUCUGAGUGUGGGAGCCCAAAAAGAAGAGGCCAGAGGAUACUGAAAAAACAAGAAAAAUGGAAAAAGGAGGUUUCUGAGGAAGAGGAUGAGGAAGAUGAACAAGAGCAAGGUACUAGUGCAGAGAGUGAACCAGAACAAAAAAAAGUGAAAGCCAGACGCCCUGUUUUGAGGAGAACAGUGCCUAAAACCAGUGUUAAAAAGCAGCAGAAGCCGCAACGAGGAAAAAGAAGAAAGAAACAGGAUUCUUCUGAUGAUGAUGAUGAUGACGAUGAUGAUGAGACUCCAAAAAGACAAACUCGUCGCAGAGCUGCCAAAAAUGUCAGUUAUAAAGAAGAUGAUGAUUUUGAAACUGACUCAGAUGAUCUCAUUGAAAUGACUGGAGAAGGAAUUGAAGAACAACAUGAUAAUAGUGAGACAAUUGAAAAGGUCAUGGAUGCAAGACUUGGAAAAAAAGGUGCCACUGGAGCGUCUACUACUGUUUAUGCAACUGAAGCCAAUGGCAACCCCAGUGCUGACUUUGACCCUGAAAAGGAUGAGGGAGAAGCUCAAUACCUGAUUAAAUGGAAAGGCUGGUCCUAUAUCCAUAGCACAUGGGAGAGUGAGGAAUCCCUACAGCAACAGAAAGUGAAGGGGAUGAAAAAACUGGAAAACUUUAAGAAAAAAGAAGAUGAAAUUAAACAAUGGUUAGGGAAAGUAUCACCAGAAGAUGUGGAAUACUUCAACUGCCAACAAGAGUUAGCCUCUGAGCUGAACAAACAAUAUCAGAUAGUGGAGAGAGUGAUAGCUGUGAAGACUAGUAAAUCAGCAUCUUGUCAUACAGAAUUUCCAGCUCACAGUCGGAAAUCAUCAUCAAAUGAACCCGAGUAUCUAUGCAAAUGGAUGGGACUACCAUAUGCAGAAUGUAGUUGGGAAGAUGAAGCUCUGAUUGGGAAGAAAUUCCGAAGCUGUAUUGACAGCUUCCACAAUAGGAACAAUUCAAAAACCAUUCCCACAAGAGACUGCAAGGUCCUGAAGCAGAGACCAAGGUUUGUUGCUUUAAAAAAACAACCAGCAUACAUAGGUGGAGAGAACCUGGAGCUCCGAGAUUAUCAGUUAGAAGGCCUUAAUUGGCUUGCUCACUCCUGGUGCAAGAGUAACAGUGUGAUUCUUGCUGAUGAAAUGGGCCUAGGAAAAACUAUUCAGACCAUAUCAUUCCUCUCCUAUUUGUUCCAUCAACACCAGCUGUAUGGUCCUUUUCUUGUAGUGGUGCCUUUAUCUACUCUCACUUCAUGGCAGAGGGAGUUUGAAAUCUGGGCACCAGAAAUCAAUGUAGUCGUUUACAUAGGAGAUCUGAUGAGCAGAAACACGAUACGGGAAUAUGAAUGGAUUCAUUCUCAAACCAAGAGGCUGAAAUUUAAUGCACUCAUAACAACAUAUGAGAUCCUUCUGAAAGAUAAGACUGUGCUGGGCAGUAUUAACUGGGCCUUUCUGGGAGUGGAUGAAGCCCAUCGGUUGAAGAAUGAUGACUCUUUAUUAUAUAAAACUCUGAUUGAUUUCAAGUCCAACCAUAGGCUCCUGAUUACUGGGACCCCUCUUCAGAAUUCCCUCAAAGAGCUUUGGUCCUUGCUGCACUUUAUUAUGCCAGAGAAGUUUGAAUUUUGGGAAGAUUUUGAAGAUGACCAUGGAAAGGGGAGAGAGAAUGGUUAUCAGAGCCUUCAUAAGGUUCUAGAGCCUUUCCUUCUUCGAAGAGUAAAAAAGGAUGUGGAAAAAUCACUUCCAGCCAAAGUGGAACAGAUUCUCAGGGUGGAGAUGUCUGUUCUUCAGAAGCAGUAUUAUAAGUGGAUUUUGACCAGAAAUUAUAAGGCCCUCUCCAAAGGGACAAGAGGCAGCACAUCUGGUUUCCUCAAUAUUGUGAUGGAACUGAAAAAAUGCUGUAACCAUUGCUACCUGAUUAAGCCUCCUGAAGAGAAUGAACGUGAAAAUGGUCAAGAAAUUCUGCUGUCCCUGAUCAGGAGCAGUGGGAAGCUGAUCCUCUUAGACAAACUAUUAACAAGACUUCGAGAGAGAGGGAACAGAGUUCUGAUCUUCUCCCAAAUGGUGAGGAUGUUGGAUAUCCUGGCUGAAUACCUGACUAUUAAGCAUUAUCCUUUCCAGCGUCUGGAUGGUUCAAUUAAGGGAGAAAUCCGAAAGCAGGCACUGGACCACUUCAAUGCAGAUGGAUCUGAGGACUUCUGCUUUCUGCUCUCAACACGGGCGGGUGGCCUAGGAAUCAACUUGGCUUCAGCGGAUACUGUAGUCAUCUUCGACUCUGACUGGAACCCCCAGAAUGACUUACAAGCACAAGCCCGAGCACAUCGGAUUGGACAGAAGAAACAGGUAAACAUUUACCGCUUGGUUACAAAGGGGACAGUAGAGGAGGAAAUCAUUGAAAGAGCCAAAAAGAAGAUGGUGUUGGAUCACUUAGUGAUUCAGCGUAUGGAUACCACAGGCCGGACUGUCUUAGAUAACAACUCAGGAAGGUCAAAUUCUAAUCCUUUCAACAAAGAAGAACUGACUGCUAUUUUGAAAUUUGGAGCAGAGGAUCUCUUCAAAGAACUGGAAGGGGAAGAGUCAGAGCCUCAGGAAAUGGACAUAGAUGAAAUUUUACGAUUGGCUGAAACCAGAGAAAAUGAAGUGUCAACAAGUGCAACAGAUGAACUUCUGUCGCAGUUUAAGGUGGCCAAUUUUGCUACCAUGGAAGAUGAAGAAACUGAGUUGGAAGAACGAUCACAUAAGGACUGGGAUGAGAUUAUUCCAGAGGAUCAGAGGAAGAAAGUAGAAGAGGAGGAACGACAGAAAGAGCUAGAAGAAAUUUAUAUGCUACCUCGGAUUCGGAGCUCCACAAAAAAGGCUCAGGCUAAUGAUAGUGACUCAGAUAUUGAAUCCAAAAGAAGGGCCCAGAGGUCUUCUGGUUCAGAGAGUGAGACAGAUGAUUCUGAUGAUGACAAGAGACCCAAGCGCAGAGGACGUCCUCGGAGUGUCAGAAAAGACCUUGUAGAAGGAUUUACAGAUGCUGAGAUUCGAAGAUUCAUCAAAGCAUAUAAGAAAUUUGGGCUUCCCCUUGAACGUCUGGAGUGCAUUGCUCGGGAUGCAGAGCUGGUAGAUAAGUCUGUAGCAGAUUUGAAGCGAUUGGGAGAACUGAUUCACAACAGCUGUGUGUCAGCAAUGCAAGAAUAUGAGGAACAGCUGAAAGAAAAUGCCAGCGAAGGGAAAGGACCAGGGAAAAGAAGAGGACCUACUAUCAAGAUUUCCGGAGUUCAAGUCAAUGUUAAAUCUAUUAUUCAGCAUGAAGAAGAGUUUGAGAUGUUGCGCAAAUCUAUACCUGUGGACCCUGAGGAAAAAAAAAAAUACUGCUUAACCUGUCGUGUCAAAGCUGCACAUUUUGAUGUAGAUUGGGGAGUGGAAGAUGAUUCUCGUCUGCUGUUGGGGAUUUAUGAACAUGGCUAUGGCAACUGGGAGUUAAUUAAAACAGACCCAGAGCUUAAAUUAACUGACAAAAUAUUGCCUGUUGAGACGGAUAAAAAACCUCAGGGAAAGCAGCUGCAAACUCGAGCUGAUUACUUGUUAAAGCUGCUGAAGAAAGAUUUGGAAAAAAAAGAGUUGAUUAAAGAAGGUGAAGAGACCAAAUUAAAGAAGCGAAAGUCCCGUGUGAAGAAGGAAAACAAGGCUCCUAGAGUGAAAGAUGAGCAUGGAAAUGAAUUCUCAUCCCCUAGGCAUUCAGACAAUCCAUCAGAAGAGGGGGAAGUCAAGGAUGAUGGCUUGGAAAAAAGCCCCAUGAAAAAAAAGCAGAAGAAAAAAGAAAACAAAGAGAACAAGGAAAAGCAGAUGGGUUCUAAGAAAGAAAAAGAAGGCGAUAAGGAAAGAAAGAAGUCAAAGGAUAAGAAAGAAAAGCCUAAAGCAGGUGAUGCCAAAUCUGGAAAUAAAUCAAAAAGAGCUCAAGGUCCUGUCCAUAUUACUGCAGGAAGUGAACCAAUCCCCAUUGGAGAAGAUGAGGAUGAUGAACUGGACCAGGAAACUUUCAGCAUAUGCAAAGAGAGGAUGAGGCCAGUGAAAAAGGCUUUGAAGCAGCUGGAUAAACCAGACAAGGGACUCACUGUGCAGGAACAGCUAGAGCACACCCGAAACUGCCUCCUGAAGAUUGGAGACCGAAUAUCAGAGUGCCUUAAAGCCUACUCUGAUCAGGAGCACAUCAAACUGUGGAGGAGGAACCUGUGGAUUUUUGUAUCCAAGUUUACAGAAUUUGAUGCUCGGAAACUACACAAAUUAUACAAAAUGGCUCAUAAGAAAAGAUCUCAGGAGGAGGAGGAGCAAAAGAAGAAAGAUGAUAUGUCUGGAAGUAAAAAACCAUUUCGUCCAGAACCUUCAGGCUCAAGCCGAGAUUCUUUGAUGUCUCAAUCUCAUACGCCUCACAACCUUCACUCUCAGAAGCUGCAUUUGCCUCCUGCCCAUGGACCACAGAUGCAUGGGCACCAGCGAGAUAACUAUGGUCACCCCAACAAGAGACAUUUCAGUAAUGCAGACCGAGGAGACUGGCAAAGAGAGAGAAAAUUCAAUUAUGGUGGCAACAGCAACCAGCUCUGGGGUGGAGAUCGGCAUCAUCAGUAUGAGCAGCACUGGUAUAAGGAUCACCACUAUGGGGACAGGCGCUCUCAUGGUGAACCUCAUCGUUCUGGUAAUUACCGUCCAAACAACCUGUCACGCAAGAGGCCAUAUGACCCGUAUAGCAGUGAUCGAGACCAUCGGGGACACAGAGAUUAUUAUGACAGACAUCAUCAUGACUCAAAACGACGAAGAUCUGAUGAGUUCAGGCCUCAAAAUUACCACCAGCAAGAUUUCCGGAGAAUGUCUGAUCAUCGUCCCCCUAUGGGUUACCAUGGCCAGGGACCUUCAGACCAUUACCGAUCUUUCCACACAGACAAAUCGGGAGACUACAAACAGCCACUACCCCCUCCACACCCUGUAGUAACAGACCCUCGAUCACCACCAUCUCAGAAAUCUCCUCAUGAUUCAAAGUCCCCCUUGGAUCACAGAUCUCCCCUAGAUAGGUCACUAGAACAAAAAAACAACCCAGAUUAUAACUGGAAUGUUCGGAAAACAUAAAUCCAAGGUCAAAAAGGAGGAGAACAAGAGUGAGCAAGCAUCUGAUGAUUUUUGGUCUGAUCCAAAAGGGAACCAGUUAUCAAAAUGAGUAACUGGAGACUCCGAACAUGCUGCUGCUGCCACCUCACUGGCUGAAGGAGGACUUCAGGGAGUGGGGAGGGCUUCUCCUACAUGUUAGUUCUGGUCAAGAUUUGAUUUUGGUUACCACCCUUACACUCCUGCCAUAGUUUCCAUUUUCAUUCUAUUUCCAGUCCUUCCAUGCUGCCAGAAGGAAAGAGGUGUCAUUUUUGUCUCUGGGCUUUUGUGGGGUUAUUACCCUUCAUUUAAGGAAGAACAAGAAUUGGUUGGAUUUGUAACUGUUUUUUUUUCUUCCCUUUUUUGGUUGU
This is a messenger RNA of Gracilinanus agilis (Agile Gracile Mouse Opossum), 6531 nucleotides long. RefSeq names its product chromodomain helicase DNA binding protein 2 (gene CHD2). Gene Ontology annotation, cellular component: chromatin; nucleus. The transcript is spliced from 39 exons. The record is from RefSeq and is a predicted model, not a curated record. Bases 635 to 6145 code for a protein of 1836 amino acids. Gene Ontology annotation, biological process: regulation of transcription by RNA polymerase II; nucleosome organization. Lineage: Eukaryota; Metazoa; Chordata; Mammalia; Didelphimorphia; Didelphidae. Gene Ontology annotation, molecular function: histone binding; chromatin binding; ATP-dependent chromatin remodeler activity.